AUGACCGACGCUCCCUCAAAUCGCAAACGAAGCAGUGUCCGACGUGCUAACGUGACGGCCUGUCAGCGAUGCAAGUCCCGAAAACAGCGCUGUGACCAGUGCAUCCCAGCAUGUUCAUCGUGCGCCCGUGCCGGAGUGCCGUGUGUAAGCGUUGAUGUUGAUGGACAUUAUAUCAAGAACCUCGAGGACCGAGUGGCUGAGCUUGAGCUUGCUCUUCAAAAUCAAAGGAUAGAUACUGAGUCCGUUGCCAGCCGAGUUUCCCAGAAUGUUCCUGAAUCAACAUCAGAAGCGCACAGCUCUAGUGAUUUGAAUUUACUGCGCCUGCUAGUGCCCAGGCAAAAUGACGUACAACACCCCGAAAACUCAGCUUACCAUACUCUCCUCGAUACCAUCACUGUACCAGAUACCAUCAAAUUCCCUCCCAAGCAUACCGCUAUUCAACUCACUGCCACAUACUUUGAACACUCUAAUUUCUUCUCUCCUGUCUUGAACCAGAAAUCAUUUCACGAUACCAUUGCCCUCUUGUAUCAAGAUCAGACGUCCCCCGGCAAGGGCACCUCAGUACAGAGAUUCCAGCUUUGUAUGGUCCUAGCCAUCGCCAUCAGACUUCUCAACAGGACAGAUUCUUCCGUUCCCACGACUGCAUCCGACUCGUUCUUCGCCUCGGCUAUUGGAAUACUCACAGAACGGCCACAAGCUACUUGGAGAGGCGACCUUGAGCAUCUCCAAAACCUUCUCCUCAUUGUACAGUAUACCAUUUUCGCCUCGAAUCUCUCUGCGGCUUGGCACUUCAUUGGUCUAGCAACACGAUUGGCUAUUGACCUUGACCUUCUCAAUGAAACUCGUCUGUCCGUGGUGGACAACGCGCAUGAGAAUGAAGCAGAGGUAAAUAAGAGACGCCGAGUUUUCUGGUCCACAUACAUUCUCGAAACAAACCUCUGCGUCAUACUCAAUCGUCCACGAUCAAUACCAGACGAAGCUAUCUUUACCCCCCUCCCAUCCACAGGCGGACCCGAGUCGUCAAGUCCACUGGCAAACCACUGCAUUCUGUUCCGCCAACUCGAGUACGAAAUCUUCCACACGCUCAACUACAAAACACCCGCGAAUGGCAGCUUCUUUGAUCACAAAGCUUGGAAGUUGGGCAUGAAGGAUCGUCUUGUGGAAUGGCAUGCGAACGUACCUCCCUUGGAUCCAACAUCGAAGCUCGCGCCCCAGAACUUCUUUGACGGCGCUUUAUACAUGACUCUUGUCUCUCUAUUAUCACCAUCUCGCCACUUUCCUCACCUUUCGGAAGAUGAGCUCAAAGAUCUCGCACAGUAUGCUGCUACGAGCAUCGAGCUUUACAGAGAAGGCUUCAAAGAGGGAAAGUUGAGGUUCUAUUGGCGAACGACGCCAAAUCUGUUUCAAUCCGGUGCAGCUUUGAUACACUGCAUCAAGAAUCUUACGCUGCUAGGUGCGGUAUUUGAUGUGAAUGCAUUCAAGAGUCGGGUAUCUGUGUGUUCAACAGUUCUGUGGGGAAUGGCAGAACGGUAUCCUCCUGGAGCUUCAUACCGUGACCGCUUCGAUGAGAUGUUGGCUACCAUUGAUGAGAUGGCCUCGGAGCUACCGAUGGAUAUUUCAAGUGACUUCCUUUUUGGACAUAACGUAUUGCCUUCGUUGGACUUGGAUGGGGCAGCGACGCUAUGGAUGUCAACGCCGACCACUCUGGAUCCGUGGAUAUUGGAUCAAACAUAA
Messenger RNA from Fusarium tjaetaba, 1734 nucleotides. RefSeq names its product positive transcriptional regulator for purine utilization. The coding region runs from base 1 to 1734 and encodes 577 amino acids. Gene Ontology annotation, molecular function: sequence-specific DNA binding; DNA-binding transcription factor activity, RNA polymerase II-specific; zinc ion binding. Gene Ontology annotation, biological process: DNA-templated transcription; positive regulation of transcription by RNA polymerase II. Lineage: Eukaryota; Fungi; Ascomycota; Sordariomycetes; Hypocreales; Nectriaceae. The record is from RefSeq and is a predicted model, not a curated record. The transcript is spliced from 2 exons.